GGAGAUUCAAGAAUACUGCUGCCUCAGUCCAUGUUUCCAAGAAAAUGUUGAUCUAGGUGUACAACUGCCAAAGUAGAUACAGAAUCCUGAUUGGACCCUGCUGAUAGUAGUGGUAUAGAUGCCCACAUCACAGUUUCUUCAUUCCAUCCACUCCACUCGCCUGCCUGUUCUACUGCUAGCACAGCCACAUGGUCUCAUCAUGUGGUUCAUCCAGAAAGAUCCUUCAAAUACAGGACAGACCCCACCUGGGUGAUGCAUGGCCAGCACACCCACUACAGGCUCAUAAGGUAUUCCUGGAGGAAGCCACUAGUACUUUGUGGACAAAUGAAGUCUUCCCUUUUGAAACGAAGCACAGUCCUUUGGCGUUCUGAUUCAAGCUACCUAUAGGCAGACCUGGGAAAUGAAGCCCUUCACACCAACACUGGUGACCUGCAAUCAGACUCACACAUGAAAGACAGAAAGUAUUUGGAAAGUGUGAAAAAUAUGGGCUGCUAAAAAUUAAUAAAGAUCAGUCAUUGCAGUGGGAUAGUCUUGGUGUGGAAGUGGAUUAUUUUGUGAAGAAGAUGUACUUGAAGCAGUGAUGCUUAAAGCGGUUGAGAGCUACACACAGGAGACGUGAGUGAUGUAAAGAACUCAGCUUGACAGUUAAGCCUUCGAGCAGGAAGGAUGAGAGUGAGCUUCUGCCAGGGCCUCCUAACUGGGGCCAUAGCUCUGAACCUGCUGAUCCUCUACUAUGUGUCCCGGGCCCAGCAGCAGAUGAUGGAGAAGCGCAGGGAGCCGGGGAAGGGUUUGCCAAAAAAGGCACCCCUGCCCGCAGCUGGGAUGAGUAUUGGGAUGGGCAUGGGUAUCAGUGGCAAUAGCAGGAGCCCUGGUGUCACAGUUCUGUUGCGUGAGUUUGAAGACUUUGAGAACUAUGUGCAGGAGGUGGCACAUUCUUUCUUGCGACAUCGCCCUGAGCUAACGUUCUUGGUGGUGGCGGACACUCUCCCUUACCCACCCCUGCAGCUGCCGGAGGGGGUGCGUCUUGUGGUCCUGAAGCCUGCUCCAGACCAGCCCCCGCAAGUGUCUCGGCCAGAGUUCUUUAUUCAAACGGAGUACGUCCUUUUUGUGCCAGACGGCGUGGAGCUGGACCUGGGGAGACAGUUGGAUCGGUUGGUUAGAGAGCUGGAAGGGGAGGGCGGGGGGCCAGUACGACUGGUGGCGGCCCCAGUCCUGUCCCGGUCGGCAGUGCAGUGCCUCCAUUUACGAGUGAGCCUGAGGGAGUGGACAGCCACCUACACCCCAGCAGCGUCAGGGAGCAGUGGCAGUGUGUGCACAGCCCUGCGUGGGGAUGCUGUAGUCCUGACCCGGACAGAAGACCUCUUCAAUCUUUCAAGCCCUCUUGCCCGGCCGCUCAUGACCUCUCUGUUCAUCCAGACUUCCUUGCGGGGAUGGAAGGUCAAGCUUCUGGAGGGGCCCUCUUUCGGCUCGAACCGCAGGCCUCUCUUCGGCUCAGCUCACAAUCAGUGGAAGGCUGACAGCCGCCUGAAGGAGUACACGGCACGGCUGCUACGCGAAUUCGGGAUAAAGCGGGUUAUUAAUCCAGAUGGAAAGGAGCAAUGGUUUGGUUGCAACAAGGAGAUGCCCCGAUGCUUUGGGACAAUCCAUGAUGACACCCCCGAAUAUCUCUACUUGGAGCGCUGGACACCCCCCUGCUGUCUGCGUGCCCUACGGGAGACAGCUAAGUAUGUCAUCAACAUCUUGGAGAGCUCAGGAGUCCGUUAUUGGCUGGAAGGGGGGACUCUCCUGGGUGCUGCCCGCCACCAAGAUAUUAUUCCCUGGGACUUUGACGUAGACCUGGGCAUUUACCUGGAGGAUGUACCCAACUGCGACUACCUGAAGAACUUGGACUCCGGCUCCCUUGUGGACGCCAAUGGCUAUGUGUGGGAAAGGGCAGUAGAGGGGGAUUUUUACCGGGUUCAGUUCAGCGAGGCCAACCACCUGCAUGUGGACCUUUGGCCUUUCUAUCCCCGCAACGGUGUGAUGACCAAGGACACCUGGAUGGACCACAAGCAGGAUGUGGAAUUCCCUGAGCAUUUCCUGCAUCCCCUGGUUCCUGUCCAGUUUGCCGGAAUAACCGCCUAUGCACCCAACAACUACCGUAGCUUCUUGGAACUCAAGUUUGGGGAAGGGGUGAUAGAAAACCCCCAGUACCCCAACCCUGCUAAAAAACGACUGGACAGAAGUAGACUCUGAGUACUUUGAGAAGCAGGACUGUGGUGGUCUUAAAGAGUACUGCAAGGUGACUGAUAUUACUUUCAUCAAAUGACUUGAAAAGAUUCUCAGGAGGCUGAGAAAUAUAUAACUGUUAACACUCCUUUCUUAUAAGGUUCUCUCAGAUUUUUCAGAUUGAAAUAAGAUUCUUACAGUGCUGAACUGGGUUAUUACCUUUUUUCAAAUUCAGAAUUAGAAAGAACAUGCUGGCCAGCCAUGGAAUAUCUGUAAUAACUCCCAUGGAUGAAGUUCAUUCUUCAUGACAUUUUAUUGACUGCAUAUUUACAUUUGUAAAAUAAAAAAACAUUAAAUAAACCAGUAAUCGCAUAAGCUGUCAGACAAAGUAGAAUGAUUAAUUUUACACAAAACUAUUCCCAAAUCAUUGAGUGAAAUGUAAAGAUUUAAUGGUUCUUCCUCUUUACUCAGGAGUGCAGUGUGUCUCAGAUGCAUAAUCAGGCCUCAUGUUAAGUCAGUUUUUCUUGUUUCAUUGUGAUGCUUAUUUCAACUUGUACAUGCUUGGCUUCUUUUUGAACUGAUGUCAUACAGUAUAUGAAUUGUCACUUUCAUCUAAUGCAAUGUAUGAUUGAUGUGCUAGAGUCUUUCUCUUAUUGGAUAACUUUUACCCUGAAUAGUCAUGGAUGCCAGACUGGGAUGGAAUAGCUCAUUAAUCUUAACUUAAAUAUCAUAAAAUCAGCUGCAGAAAACUGCAGCUCAGGUGAAAAGCCAGGAUUCUGACUGCAGCUCUAACUGCUCAAUAGAGCACAUGAAUGAGGUUCUUAAGAGACAAUUGCUUGUUUGAAUUUCCUCUUUGUGGAUCUGCAACUUGCAUGUGAGAUCAUUCUAGUCUGUUAUCCAAUACUGCCAUUAUUCGCACAAAGUACAGUCUACUGCUAAGGACUGAAAUGACCUGCUGAAAUCUGAAGCACAGCACCAUAUCCAGAUAGUCCUGCUGGAUGUGCAAUCAGAGAUGCUUUUGAAACAGCUGGUUCUAAAAGUGACUUGACUUAUUGUAAAAUUGUAUACGUGCUUAUUUGUCGUACUACUGAUGUGAAAAGUUAUGAAACCCCAAUGUUGAGAUAAAAUCUUGAUGGAAAA
Molecule: messenger RNA, 3348 nt
Organism: Lepisosteus oculatus (spotted gar)
Lineage: Eukaryota; Metazoa; Chordata; Actinopteri; Semionotiformes; Lepisosteidae
Source: RefSeq, a predicted model, not a curated record